GUGAGAGCGGGGUUUUACCUGACAGGUUGGUUUAACGACGUGAAGACUGUUAGUGGAAAUUUCUCUGUUUUUCAUUCCAGAGAACAUAUCACGUUUAUUCUGGGGAGUUGUAAAAAUUUUCAGGAAAUCGGGAGAACUUUUUCUGCCCAACGUUAAUUCGCUUAGUCAGUGAUGCAAAAUACGUUUUCAUUCGUUCAACACAAGAUCCUUUCCUGUUAGGUGAACGUCAAGGAAUUCUGUUUUAGUUUCAACGUACAACAACAAAAAAUCUACCACUAUGAUCAAGAUGCCUUUAUUUGGAAAAUCACAAAAAUCACCUGCAGAGGUUGUUAAAGCACUAAAAGAGGCUAUGCUCUCACUAGAGAAGGGUGACAAAAAGGUUGAAAAGGCACAGGAAGAUGUGAGCAAGAAUUUGCUCUUGAUCAAGAAUAUGCUUUAUGGCACCUCAGACAGUGAACCGCAAACUGACAUUGUUGUCGCCCAGCUGUCCCAGGAACUAUACAACUCUGGAUUGUUAGUGCACCUCAUUCAGCACCUUUCCCGUGUUGAUUUUGAGGGGAAAAAAGAUGUGGCGCAAAUUUUCAACAACAUUCUUAGGCGACAAAUCGGUACACGUUCUCCGACGGUGGAAUAUAUAUGCACCCGGCCAGAAAUACUUUUCACGCUUGUGCAAGGAUAUGAGCAUCAGGAUAUUGCGUUAAACUGUGGUACGAUGUUGCGUGAAUGUGCCCGAUACGAGGCCCUAGCCAAAAUUCUCCUCUACUCUGAGGAUUUUUAUAAUUUUUUUAAAUUUGUGGAAGUAUCUACGUUUGACAUUGCCUCAGACGCCUUUUCAACUUUCAAGGCAAGGUUUAAAUUGAUCGAUUUAUAUAAUUACAUUCGCAUUUGGCUUUGUGCAGAAAUACGUAACAAUUGCCAUUGUUAUUCUAUCACGCAGGAGUUGUUAACAAAGCACAAAAUUCUUUGUGCCGAGUUCUUGGAAGCCAACUACGACAAAGUUUUUGCCCAUUACCAGGGGCUGCUUAAUUCCGAGAAUUAUGUUACCCGCCGACAAAGCUUAAAACUGUUGGGUGAAUUGCUUCUCGAUCGUCACAACUUUACGGUUAUGACACGGUAUAUUUCCAACCCGGACAACUUGAAGUUGAUGAUGAACAUGCUGAAAGAGAAGUCACGCAACAUCCAAUUUGAAGCGUUCCACGUCUUCAAAGUGUUUGUGGCCAACCCGAACAAGCCGAAACCGAUUCUGGACAUUUUGCUACGCAAUCAAGAGAAAUUGGUCGAAUUCCUGACCAAGUUCCACACUGAUCGAUCCGAGGACGAGCAGUUCAACGACGAAAAGGCUUACCUUAUAAAACAAAUCAAAGAGCUUCGACCACCCGAGAAUUAGCCGCGUCCCGUCGCCAAGUCUUUCCUCCACGUCCCCCUUUACCCGUUAGCUCCCUUCCCUCCUUGAGCUAUUUGAUAUCCCCCCCCAUCCCCCCCAUUCCCUUCACAUGCUUGACUUUGUUUGUUUGGAGAGAGAAAAAAAGAGAGAAAAUUAUCCACGGUCGUGCUGUGUAUUAAUCGAUGAGCAGAGCGUUUAACUUCCUCUUAAAUUUCAACACAACAACAGCAACCCACCUUGAAAAGGAAGGUAAGUUGUUUGCUUCUCUAUUCUUUCCCGUGACUCAACUUCCAGCAAAGCAAAAAGGGGAAUCUAGAAGACUUAAAAAAGCAAAAACAGGAGACGGAUGAGGUACUCUCGAUAGCAUUUAUAUUGUUGGAGUGAUUGUCCUUUUGCGCACACACCAUGUCUCCCUUGCAGUUUCCAUUGUUGAAAUGGGGUUGGAAAAAUGGAAACAUUUCGUAGCUUGCCAUGCAUUUUUUAUUUGUCCCUUUUGUUUUUUUUUGUUUGUUUUUUUUUUUUUGGGGGGAUAGAACAGGCGUAGUGCGCUGUAGAAUUUGAAAUAGCAACCGGCUCCUCUCGAUAUUGAAACUUAACUAAAAAAAAAAUGAUCCCUUCUUGCUUUUGGAACGCUGCCGAAAAGAAAAAAAAAAAAAAGUCUAUGGGAAAAAGAAACAAGAAGACAACAACAAAAGUUUGAAAAAAAAAAAAAAAAAUGAAACAAAUCCAUGUCUGAUUUCUCUGCCAGUCCGUUAGGGAUUGUCCGAUCUUCCACUAAGUGAUUUUUGUGUUUUUGUUUGAUUUUGUUUUUGUUUUUUUGUUCUUUUUAAUAACAGCCAAGAGAGAGAGAGAGAGAGAGAGAAAAAGACAUAACUAACACAAAAUGAUGAUAACUAAUUAAAAAAAAAAAAAAAGAGUCAAUGAAAGGAGUUUUGAUAAUAGAGCUGAGUAUAAAUACAAAGGUCGUCUGAAA
Messenger RNA from Daphnia magna, 2357 nucleotides. RefSeq names its product protein Mo25 (gene Mo25). Bases 278 to 1387 code for a protein of 369 amino acids. Gene Ontology annotation, molecular function: protein serine/threonine kinase activator activity. The transcript is spliced from 6 exons. The record is from RefSeq and is a predicted model, not a curated record. NCBI's taxonomy places the organism in Eukaryota, Metazoa, Arthropoda, Branchiopoda, Diplostraca, Daphniidae. Gene Ontology annotation, biological process: intracellular signal transduction.